CCCGGGCGGUGAGUCGGGCCCGGCGGUGCCGGUGUCCGUGCGGUGAGGGCUGAAUGAAGGGUCCGUACAGUUGAAUCUCUGGAUACCCCAUCAAGCGUCCCGGUUUGCCGGGCUCUGUGAGCCCCAGUGCCCGCUGAGGGGCCGGGCUUGGCGGGAUCCGUGCCUCUGCCCGGUGAGCAGCACGGUCGGUGCCCGGUAAGGGGCUGAGCUGUGCCAAGCCCCAGCGCUCGCUGAGGGCCCGGUCUGGGGGGGCUCUGGUCGGUCUCAGUGCCUGAUGAGGAGCGCGGUGUGCGGGUCUCCAACGGGCCCUGCUGGGGGAUCCAGGAGGCUGUGCCCCAGAACCGAGUCAGGGGUCCCGGUUCUGCUGGGCUGUGUGAGCCCCGCUGUCCGCUGAGAGUGCCAGUCUGGGGGUUCUGACCCGGCCCAGCCCCGGUUCUGCUGGGCUGUGUGAGCCCCGCUGUCCGGGGCGGGUCCUGGUCUGGGGGUUCUGACCCGGCCCAGUCCCGGUUCUGCUGGGCUGUGUGAGCCCCGCUGUCCGCUGAGAGUGCCAGUCUGGGGGUUCUGACCCGGCCCAGUCCCGGUUCUGCUGGGCUGUGUGAGCCCCGCUGUCCGCUGAGAGUGCCAGUCUGGGGGUUCUGACCCGGCCCAGCCCCGGUUCUGCUGGGCUGUGGGAGCCCCGCUGUCCAGUGCAGGUCCUGGUCUGGGGGUUCUGACCCAGCCCAGUGCCCGCUGAGGAGCCCCAGGAGGGGUCCGGAUCUGCUGGGCUGUGUGAGCUCCAGUGCCCGCUGAGGUUUCGGGGCGCUUGAGCCGGUCUGGGCGGCUCUGCCGAGCCCUCGAGCCCUGCCCGCCCAUCCCGGCUGUGCCAGCUCCCCCUGCCAUGCCGGCCCCGGGCCCCGCGGGGUCCCGCCGCCCGCUGCUGGCGCUGCUGGUGGCGCUGGGCUGGCUGCUGGCGCUGCAGCUGCUGCUGGACCUGCGGGCGCUGGCGCUGCUGUGCGGGGCGCUGGCCGUGCUGGGGGGCUGGCUGGGCCCCCCGGCCCUGCGCCCCCGCGGCCGCCGCCUGCGGCUGGAGCGCUUCGUCAGCUCCCUGCGCGCCCCGGCCGGCAGCGCUGCGGACGAGGCCCGGCUGGAGAAGGAGAUCGCCAGCACCGUCCGCAAAGUGGUGCGGGAUUUCGUGGCCUCCUGGUACCGCACGGUGAGCAGAGAGCCGGCGUUCGAGGCCGAGGUGGAGCGGGCCAUGCUGGGGCUGGCGGCCGAGCUGAGGCGGCGGAUGAGGCGCGUGGACCGGCGGGCGCUGGCCCGCCGCCUGCUGCUGCUCUGCGGGCAGCACCUGCAGAGCUUCCUGCGGGCACGGGACGCCCUGAGCGCUGAGCCCCAGGGCGGCCGGACGCUGUGGAGGGAGUACAGCCGGCUGGCAGGGCCGCACCCCGCUCUCCUGAGCCCCGCCGCCGAGGUGGGCUGUGCCCGGGCCGCUGUGGACACGCUGCUGCGGGCGCUGGUGCCGUGGCCGCACCUGGAAACGCGUACGGGACGUUUUGUUGUGGUGGAGCUGGUGGCCUGUAACGUGCUGCUGCCGGCCAUCAGGAAGAUGUCUGAUCCCGACUGGAUCAACCUGCUGCUCAUUGGGGCGUUUUCCAAGAAGCCCCGGGGUGGGAAGCCAUACCCUGCACCCGCAGUGCCGGAUUCUUUGCCUUUCCCAGUGCAGAUGGACGCAGCUCCCACCAGGCUGCCCCCAUCCCCGAGGGCUGCAGAGGGGCUCAGGAGAGAGGCAGGGGCUGCUGGAGAGGACGGAGAGGAGGUGAGCAGGUCAUGCCAUGCAGAGGAACCCUUCCUGCGCCCCCAAGCCCUGGGAUCCCUCUUCCCCUGUGAGGGUUUGGAGCUGGAAUCCCCCAUGCCUGACGUGGGCCAGGAUGUGGAGCUGCUGGCUCCUUCCCCUGCUGGAGAGCUCCUUGAUGAGCCCCCCCAGGACUCCUCUGUGCCAGAGGGAGCACCUGCCUUGGAGGAUGGCACAGGGGACCUGGACCAAGGCCCUGGCCCCAGCUCGGAUGCUGGGCUGCUUCCCACCUCUGCUUUGAGCUCCUGCCCUGACAUCCAGAUCGAGCCAGCAGCUGAGAAGGAGGAGGAAAGCCCAGCUGUCCCCAGGAGAUUCUCCUCACCAAGACCCUCCAGCCUGGGGAGAGAUCUGGGGCCAGCAGAGGGCUCAGCACAGUUUCCCCCGGAGCCUGGGCAGAGCCUGCCCCUGCUCUCAUCCUCCCCCACAGCUUCCAUGAGCACAUUCAGCUUCGAGCCCCUGAGCAGCCCCGAGGGGCCGGUGGUGAUCCAGAACCUGCGGAUAACCGGCACCAUCACUGCCCGGGAGCACAGCGGCACCGGCUUCCACCCCUACACCCUCUACACCGUCAAGUAUGAGACAGCCCUGGAGAGCGAGGCGGCGGGCAGCCUGCAGCAGGUGGCCUAUCACACCGUCAACCGCCGCUACCGCGAGUUCCUCAACCUGCAGACCCGGCUGGAGGAGAAGCCCGAGCUCCGCAAGUUCCUCAAAAACAUCAAAGGUCCAAAGAAACUGUUCCCUGAUCUGCCAUUUGGAAACAUGGACAGUGAUAAAGUGGAAGCCAGGAAAAGUCUGCUGGAAUCUUUCCUGAAGCAAUUGUGUGCAGUGCCUGAGAUUGCAAACAGUGAGGAGGUGCAGGAAUUCCUGGCCCUCAACACCGAUGCCAGGAUCGCCUUUGUCAAGAAGCCCUUCGUUGUCUCCAGGAUAGACAAGAUCGUUGUCAAUGCCAUUGUGGACACCUUGAAGACAGCAUUCCCCAGGUCAGAGCCCCAGAGCCCCACAGAGGAGCUGAGUGAGUCAGAAGUGGAUGGGAAAUCCCAGACAGACGGGAAGAAAGCCACCAAGUCCAGGCUGAGGUUCUCAUCCAGUAAAAUCACUCCAGUGCUGAGUGUGAGUGAAGCUCAUGACAGGAUCGUGUACUCCAUCAGGGAGGGCAGUGCUGUGUCUGGCACCCUGUCCCUGGCUGCUAUGGAAUCCUUCAUCCAGAAGCAGGAGAAGCUGCUGGAAGCAGUCCCCAGCAAAGCUCCUGAAGGCCAGGGAGGCAGAGAAGCCAAGGACAUCUCUGUGCAGGAAGAAAUGGAUGGGCUGAGCACACUGGAGCAGGGAGCACAUCCAGACACUGACUCUGACUCCGAGACAGCUUUGGCUGACCUGGCCCUGGACGUGCUUCGUCUGGUGCUGGUGGAUCACUGGAGCUGGCUGUGCACAGAGAACAUCCAGAAAGUCUUUAACCUGCUCUUUGGGACCCUUGUUCAAAGGUGGCUGGAAGUGCAGAUGGUCACCCUGACCUGCACCCAGCGCUGGGUCCAGUACCUCCAGUUGCUGCAGGAAUCCAUCUGGCCUGGAGGAGUUUUACCAGCAGUGCCUAAACCCCCCAGGACUGAGGAGCAGAAGAAGGCAACAGCAGAGCAGGCCCUGCAGAGCCUGAUGGGGAUCCUGCCCAAUAUGAUCCAAGAAAUCCUUGGGAGCAGUAAGUGUCAGAUGAGCUGGAACCUGGUGCUGGAGUCACUGAGCCAGCCUGUGAUAAACAGGCACCUGGUGUUCUGCCUCCUGGACAUUCUGCUGGAGUUCCUGGUUCUGAAGGGCUCUAACAAGGAGCCUGAGGCUGCAGCUGCCACACCAUGUGCCUGCAGUGGUCCAAACAAAGGUGUCCCAGCACUUUAACCAGGGCUGGUGCCCCAGCAGGGGAGCAGAGAAGCAGCCACAGGCACGGAGUGAUUGGAUUUUCAGCCUUUGUUGUACACGCCUGGGAACUUCUUGUAAGGAAUUUCUCCAGCCAGUGCUAAAUGAAGCUGCUUCCAGGCUUCUCUGUUUCACUUGGAUGGUGAAUCAAACCCAGUGUGAGGGGCUGAAGAUGCUGUGCAGCACCUGUUCCAUUGCUGACCUGAUGGAGAGCCUGGAAUGAGCCAGCCUGACCAGCUGGAGAAGGAACCACAAACCCUUCUGAACAUCUGCACCAUCUACAGGCAGAGAAUGCAGAUUUGCUUUUGUGGCUUCAGGGCCCACCUGGCACUGAGUUGGUGUGCUGGGAUCUUGCUCCUGAAUGUUUCUGCAGGACAGGUGAAGGGAGGUGCAGUGCUGUCCCUGCUGUCUGAGCAGUCUGGGCCUGCUCUGCACCAUCUCAGUCACAGAAGGAACGUGGGGAAAGGAUGGAGUGUGGAGAUGUCCUGAAGUUCAGCAUCCAACUGCCCAACCUGGGAGAUGAGAGCAGGGCUCAAAGGUGCUGCCCUGCCUUAAGGACAAAGAUCAGCUGCUUCUCCCUGCCACUGCUGUACUUCUCCAUCCCAUAGCAGGGUGCAGGCAGCUGUGAUCCUGGGAAAGAAACUCUCCUCAGGCUAGGGAGGAGUGGUAGCUUGGCUGGACUUCAGGAUUUGCUUCUAUUGUGCUUUCUGAGUCACCUUUUAGUCCCUGGGACAGUCACCUGGAGGGCACAGGACAAAAGGAGCUGACCCAUGUGUCACACAGCAGGGAAACCAGCUCCCACACAAAGGUGGUUGUGACAGGAAGCCCUGGAAGAGGAAUGAGUACCUUGAGCCCAGGGAAUCCUGGAUGUGGGUCAGGCACAGCCAGUGGGUCAGACCCCAGCAGAGGGCUGGGAGCCCUGCUGAGCCCUGCUGUUGAUGGCUGUGUCCCUGGGCUUUGCUUUGCUGUGCCUGCUGCUGCAGCAGCUCUGUGCAGAGCUCUGGAAAGCUGCUCAGCUCAUGGAACAUGGAUUUGGGGCUGCUUCUCCAGGUCAUCCAAGACUUGAGUGGUUUUGUGAGCAUUUAAUACUGCUCAGCAGUCAGGUUCCUGGGAGUAGAGAAGGACUCAGGACAUGCACCAACAGAGCAGUUUGCUGACCUGCUUUGGUGCAUUUUCUGGGGAAUUACAGACUGAGCAGUGCUGGACUUGGCUGGUGAAGGUGUUCCCUGACCCUUGCAGGAUCACAUGCAGUGCCUGUGCUGCAGCACCAGAUGGUUUCAUCUCAGAACCAGGGAACACCAGGCUGGAAGAGACCAUGGCAAGUCUGGAGAGAAGCACUGUAACUCCAGCAUGCCUGUUCUGCUCUUCCCAAAGGAGCUGCUUCAUAAUGGUACACAACAGUGAGAGCUGCUCUCUGCUUCUCUUGGGUGAAAAUAUACAGGGAGGGAUCAUUUUGCUGCAAGCAAAUAGAUUUUUAGGGAGCUCUAAGGACAUCCCAAGAUCAGGCAGAAUCCAGUAUCAUGGAGUAAAUCAAUUCUGCAUCACUAUUGGAGCCAUUUCUCAGCAGGGAGGCUUCAGAGAUGUUAGAUUGGCCACCUGCUUGGAGAAGAAGGGAGAUGUGUGUUAAGUAGUUUAAGAGCAGAUCAGGUGGAGAAUGCUUUGGGAUAAUCCCAAAUGGCCAAGCAGCAGUUUGGGAAGCAGAACUCAGAUAUAUCCUUAAAUGUCUGCUUGGAGCAGCUGCUUCACCUUGUCUUUGCCAGGUCCUGUUUCCCUCCUUUUUCCUGCUGCUUCCAUUUCCCCGCCCAGCUGUCAGGAGGGGGCCAAGGCCCCAUCAGCCAGAGGUGAUGCAGCAGAGCCCUGUUGUGCCUGGUGGCUUCCCACAUGUUCCUGGAGUUCUUGUUUGCUGCUGCUUCCUCAUUAAUUGUGUGGCUUUGGAGCUCCAGGAUUGGUCUGUCAUUGAUUAGGGAUAAUAUUAGGAGGCUUUGCUGAAAAGGAUCAUGGAGUGCAAAUGAUGCAUUGCCAGCUCCAGGUGAGGGCAAAAGUCUAAACCAGUCCCUACACACACUGGAUGUGCUGGAAGGAUGAGCUGACACUUCUCCUUUGCCAGGAAGCCCAAAUUCUCCCUGCUUUUAACCCCCAUCUCUGAAAUUAUGCAAAUGACUGAACAUUCAGUCCUCCAGAUGGAAAUAAUUUGUGAUUACUGCCAGUUUGGGAGCUGGUGCUUUGCUGGGCUGGUGCAGCAAUGAUUUGGGGUUGUCCCAGCAGCAACACCCCCCUCUGUGUCAGGAUACAAAGAGCUGGGACAGAGAGAGAAAGGAGAUUUACUUCUGUGCACUCUCAGGGCAGUGUGGGAGUUGGGAACAGACCUAAGGAGUUUGAAUUGCAAAAUGAUUGUUUUACUCUCCAGCACCCCUUGCUUGAGUCAGAUAUGAGGGGGUUGAGCCCUUUCUCAUGCUCUCACUGGCCAGGCUUCAAAUUCCCAUUUUCUCCUUGGGAGAUGGCAGCAGGGCCUUACAGCUGAGGUGAAGUGCCCAGGAGCAAAUAGCCCCUCUCUGCAUCGUGUUGCUAAGGGUAAAACAAAUCCAAUAAAAAGCUCAGCUCUUUUUCUACUGUGAGUUCUUUGCCUCACUGUGAUUUUGGGAUUAAAUUGAGCACAAUGGUGGCAGAUACAAACUUCUGCAUUCAGGUGGGCUGAAAGUUUAUUUCCACUGGACUAAGACUAGAAAAACUGCUUUUGUAAAACAAAGUUGACAAAAGAACUUAAGCUUGCUCAGUGUGUCAUAUUCCCAGCAAGUUCCCUUUUUUUCUGCAGGAAUUUGUAGAAGGGAUUGGCAGAAGGUUCCAGCCACCUCUAAAGGGUGGGUGGUGAGAGCAGCCAGAUUUGAUCUCAAUAAAGAGUUGUGUCAGGUUAGGUCAAGAGCAGUACCUGCCUCAGGUGGGUGCUCAGCUCUCCCUCUCCAGGUGCUUUGGCUGUGAUCUGCCUGCAGCCCUCCACUUGCUGAUGUUGUGAAGUGUUUCCCACAGCUGAGUGGAAGCUUCCUGGAAGCAGGGAUUGCUCCUGUGCAUGGCUGAGUGCAGUGGUGUAGUGCUCCAGGGCACCACUCUAAGCUAAAUAACUGUGUAACUGUGUUUUUAGGGGGAAAAGUCCCACCAUGCACUGACUCCCUCUCCUAUUUCCUGUACUAACCCUCUGUAUCAGCUUUUUGUGGUGCUGUUGGAGUCUGUGUGGAAUUGUGCUGUCUGGAAAACCCAUUUAAUUGUUAAAUGGGGAGCAAACCUUCACUCCCAUGUACUUGUGUGCAAUAAUAAUUUAUUUCAAACUUCUGUCAG
Messenger RNA from Oenanthe melanoleuca, 7060 nucleotides. RefSeq names its product sorting nexin 19 (gene SNX19). The transcript is spliced from 11 exons. Gene Ontology annotation, molecular function: phosphatidylinositol binding. Gene Ontology annotation, cellular component: early endosome membrane; intracellular membrane-bounded organelle. The coding region runs from base 878 to 3712 and encodes 944 amino acids. The record is from RefSeq and is a predicted model, not a curated record. Lineage: Eukaryota; Metazoa; Chordata; Aves; Passeriformes; Muscicapidae.